Messenger RNA from Rana temporaria (common frog), 2325 nucleotides. It is a transcript of the gene LSP1, whose product is annotated as lymphocyte specific protein 1. Lineage: Eukaryota; Metazoa; Chordata; Amphibia; Anura; Ranidae. Gene Ontology annotation, biological process: muscle contraction. Bases 393 to 1655 code for a protein of 420 amino acids. The transcript has 13 exons. The record is from RefSeq and is a predicted model, not a curated record. Gene Ontology annotation, molecular function: actin binding; calmodulin binding; myosin binding.
ACCACAUCCUGCAUCUCCGUGAAGAGGUGGGGGGUGGGCAAGGAGGCUCACGAUUGUGACACAAUACAGGAAAGAAGAAAAGAGGAGUUGUACACCGUGACACGACUCGUAUAUAGCGAGAGAGACAAGCAGGAGAGAGAGAAAUUGCAGAAUAAUACAAUACGGUUAGAGCUGAGCCUAGCAAAGCCUCCGAGACAGCAGACACACCCGUACUGUCAUCCUCUCACACAUCUCUGUGGGCUGCAAUAGAAUAAAAGGAGAAAUCGAGGGAAAUUUGCAAACACCCAUACAGAGCAGAUAUCUGGACCUCAGUACGACACAUAUUAGAAUUCACACAGUCUGCCGCUCCCUCACACACAGUCUGUUACAUUGUGCCACACUGACAAGACAAGAUGUCUGACAAUGAGGAACCACAGAGAGAGGAGGGGUGCGAGGAGCAGAUGUUUCAAGAAAGACUCGAGGAGACCGAGAGAUUGACCACUCAGUGGAGUGUGGAAGAUGAGGAGGAAACAGCACGGGAGCGUCGUAGAAGAGAGAGACAGCAGCAGCUGGGAGGUGAAGGACAGUCUCCGGACGACCUAGAUGAUGAGAACUCCACGCAGACAGAUAACCAUGUGGGACUAAAGCCAGCUGGUCCCUGGGAGACGGAGGAAGAUGAGGGAUUCAGCGACUGGUCUCAGAAACUGGUGCAGAGGAAGCUAAGAGGAGCUGCGCAGGCCGCAGAGGAGCAAGAAGAGCCCAGAUUUACAGACGGGGAACAGACAGAGCAGACCAGAGCCACGGAGGAGACCCAUACAUACAACACAGAAGCACAGGUGGAGGAAGAAGAUGAAGGGACAACCCGCAAUGAAGAAGUAGAGGCAAAUGAUGAACCAGAACUCUGCACAGAAGAGACAGAAAUCAUCUCUUCCAGCCAAUGGGAAACAAGGGAAAUAAUUGAGGAUUACAGACCACCAAGUCCAAGAGUUCCCGAAAAAGAGUCUGAAGAACAAGAGGACGAGGAAGGGGGAUAUAUGCUUGCUAGGCAUCAGGUACAGAUAGAGGGGUACCAGGACCGGUGUGUAACAGAUGAAGUGGAAACCCGGAGGCGGUCAGUGAGCAGCGAUGGAGAGGAAGGAGAUGGCUCCAUCACAGUGAAGGUAACUGAGAGAACAGAGAUUCUGAAUCGUUCCAUCCAGAAGAGUAACAGUAUAAAGAGGAGUGAACCGCCCCUUCCAAUACACAAGAUUGAUGACCGCCUGGAACUGUACACACAUGCUAUAGAGACGUCCGCUAAGCCAGGCCGCUUGGUUCGGCAGCCAUCUUUAGAGAUGCUAAGCCCUACAGAUCCUGUAGCAAACAUAAAGAACCGAUGGGAGGCUGGAGAUAUCACUGCAGCCUCCAAGGCAGCCACUUGUAAGGAUACAGAGGGCAUCAACAUUGGUGUAUCAGACAUGAUCAACCAGUGGGGUAAAGGAAAGUCAGAACCAGAUGGGCAGACAUCCCCUCCAAAACUCACAGAAGUGAAGCCAGGAGAUGUAUUGAGCAAGAAGAGCUUGUGGGAACAGGGCUCCAAGCCAGGACAAAUGGAUAAGAAUGCGACUCCCUCUAAAAAGUACAAGUUUGUUCCAACUGGACAUGGAAAAUAUGAGAAGGUCUUAAUGGACGAGCCUUGAUGAGAACUCUGAAUUGAUCUUUGUCAUGAGAAUCUGCUCAAAUUUUCCACGCAAUUCUGAAAACUUGCAGUAAAAAAUGGUGAUGCCAAGUUGCCUUAUCUUACCUCAGCCCCAUUAGUCCAACUUUUUUCUGUCCUCUCUCAUCUCAAAAACAUUGAAAGCUAUGUACUAAAGUGAUGCAGUCAGAAUAAUGGCUGCACAAUGAAAAGGUUGCUUUUGUGACAAGUUUCUGGAGCAUUUCAUCUCUAAAGGAACCUGUGACAGUUUUAUGUUUUAGUGCCAAGAAAUCAAUGCGCAUUCACUAACACCACUGCUGAUUGUAACUUCAGGCUUAUGCCAUGGGAUGCAAUGGCUUCUGAUGGCAGUAUUGCUAACUCUUUCUAUGCAGCUUCAGCGUUCUUUCUUACAGAUACAGCAGCUUCAUAACAAAAAAAAAAUUGCUACAAAUCUCAGACGAAAACUGGAAAUGGUCAUAUUGAAUGUCAUGAUGGGGCAAACGGGACCAAUGGCAACUGCAGCAGGGUUGUCAAGCCUGCACAUUUUAGUACAUAGUACACUCACAGGCCCAGUGAGGAUAAUGUAGAAAUGAUACUGCAGGUCAUAUGCCAUCCAAACUCCCCUACUGCACUGGGUCUUUUUUUUAAUUACUUUUUAUGCUUUAUAAAUAAAA